Messenger RNA from Filobasidium floriforme, 1381 nucleotides. RefSeq lists its product as uncharacterized. Lineage: Eukaryota; Fungi; Basidiomycota; Tremellomycetes; Filobasidiales; Filobasidiaceae. The transcript has a single exon. The record is from RefSeq and is a predicted model, not a curated record. The coding region runs from base 101 to 1261 and encodes 386 amino acids.
CGUAGUCAGCUGCCUAAUCGGCUGACAAGGACAGACCCGAUCGAACUGAGCCUACCGAGCAAGGCAAGAAAGAAGAGGAGAGAGAGACAUCGCAGGGAGCAUGGCUGCCGUGAUGAGAGCUCAAGACCCUAUGGUCUCACUCUUCGAGCCGUCGAUUCAACAUCCGGAUUCGAACGUCUCCUUUCUGUCGUUCUCAGCGCUGGCCGACUUCGAUCUGCAACAGGAAGGACUGGCCGUUCAUAAUAAUACUUGGCCAGGAGCCCAAAACUGGAAGAUGGGCGACUUACCCGUGUACCAGACCACGCAGGCCCCGGAGGCCUUCGAACUCAAUGAUUACUAUUCAUUGGAUUCGCCCCAGAGUUGCCUCGCCGUUACGCCCUCGGAACACUCUACUCCAUCCCAUCUCACAUGCGACGCUGGCUCGAUCGCACCUCCUCCUCAACAUCGCGCUUCCAACCCCAUCAUUCACGACCCCUCAGUUUACAACGACUUUAACGGCGGUGCCGACGAUCAGCACAUAUUCUCCUCUGGAGGAUGUUCGUCUUUGUCGCUCAACAGCAAGGCAUCACACGCAUCCUUCGCCUCAUCAGCCUCUGGGAACAGCGACUACCUCUUGACGCCUAGGCAUUCCUUGGCGUCAAAUCCCCAAUGUUGGGGUUCUAUGAGUCUGCCUUCGGGUUCUCCUUCACAAUACCCAGAACAAUGGUCAACGACCCCUAGCGUCAAAAGUGGAGGGCAGCAGGCUUGCCAGUCAAUCUGGCCUACGGAAAGUAUGGGUGACAUGAUCCCCUUGACCGAUUACGUCAACUACGUAGGAGAGGACGACGGGAACGUCCAGUAUGUUCCUCCGCAACUGUCGUAUCGAGGCAGUGUUUCGUCAAGGCGACAAUCUGGAUCGCUCCCGCCUAUCAGCGGCCGGAACUUGUCGUCAACGUACGAUGUGGUGCAGACGGAGGGUUCUAUGCGAUGCGAGAACGGCAUCGCGGCCUCUCAGCCUUCACUAUUGCCUGCUGCGUCCAUUGUGGGCAAUGUGCAGGGAUGGCAAUCCAGUUCACCGACCUAUCCCUCAUUGCUGGACUACGAGGAGGCUGCCAACGGGCGUGGGCAUUUCGGUGAACCGAUCGCAUAUCCCGCGGUACCUCGGUCCGCGCCUAAGGCUGGUCCUUCCGGUCUGGCGAGCGCAUAUCUUUCGGUCCCACAAAACAUGUCGUUGCGAAGGUUAGUUCAAGCGAAUGGAACCUUGGUGCCACAACACCGCUGAUUGUCCAAAACCGCCCUUUUUAGAUCGCGGUCUUCUGAUAGCGUCGCUCGCCAUUCCGCUGCGCGGACCAAGACGCUGUUCGCCUUUCACCCAGUCGAUGAAACCCUUCAGCAUGCCGGU